This is a messenger RNA of Paraglomus occultum, 252 nucleotides long. Lineage: Eukaryota; Fungi; Glomeromycota; Glomeromycetes; Paraglomerales; Paraglomeraceae. The record is from the annotation of a GenBank genome assembly.
AUUGCGGUCUUUUUGUUGAGGCUGGACCAGAUCGGUCUUGUUGAUCCGGUCUCAGACUGCAGCAAAAAUGAUCCCAGACCGCAGUCUCACGGUCUUGUCGAUCCGUCUCAGACUGCAGAAAAUGAUUGCAGACCGCAGUCUCGUGGUCUUGUCUUACAAAUUUCAGCCAUGACAAAAAAUAAACCACCAACCAGCAGAACUUUAGACCCCGAGAUGGGAAGUGAGAAAUUCCUGAAACCAAUUCAGAUCUGA